AACCCUGCAAGAUUUUACUGAAUACACUCGGCAUUAUCGCAAAAUUGAUCAAAUUUUAAACUUUUAAAUUAUUUACGCUUAUUAACAUCACAAACAAUGUUGCCACUUUCCGCAAAUGAAAAUACUUCUGGAAAAAUUGCCCUCAUCACUGGAAUAACGGGACAGGAUGGUUCAUAUCUUGCCGAGUUUCUCCUUAAGAAAGGAUAUCAAGUUCAUGGAAUUAUCCGAAGAUCUAGUAGUUUCAAUACUCAUCGUAUUGAACAUUUGUAUCAAAAUAAAUUCACACAUCAGGAAGGAGCUACGUUCAAACUUCAUUACGGUGAUAUGACUGACAGCUCUUGCUUAGUAAAAAUCAUAGCUCAAGUUCGGCCGACAGAGAUUUACAAUUUAGCUGCACAAUCGCAUGUGAAAAUUUCUUUUGAUUUAUCAGAAUAUACAGCAGAAGUUGACGGUGUUGGAACUUUGCGCUUACUUGAUGCGAUAAGAACUUGUGGACUGGAAAAACAAGUUAAAUUUUAUCAAGCAUCUACCUCAGAGCUUUAUGGGAAAGUCGUUGAAACGCCACAAACUGAAAAAACUCCUUUCUAUCCAAGAUCUCCUUAUGCAUGUGCCAAGAUGUAUGGAUUUUGGAUUGUGAUAAAUUAUCGAGAAGCAUACGAUAUGUUUGCUUGCAAUGGUAUUCUUUUUAAUCACGAAUCACCAAGGAGAGGAGAAAAUUUCGUCACUAGAAAAAUUACAAGAACUGUCGCCAAAAUAUCUUUAAAACAACAGGAAGUUCUUGAACUUGGAAAUCUUGAUUCAAAGCGCGAUUGGGGGCAUGCCAGAGACUAUGUCGAAGCAAUGUGGAUGAUGUUGCAAUUGGAAAAGCCAGAAGAUUUCGUCAUUGCAACAGGAGAAACCCACAGUGUCCGAGAAUUUGUUGAAGAAUCUUUCAAAUUUAUUGGAAAGGAAAUUGAAUGGCGUGGCUCUGGUGUUGAUGAAGUUGGAGUUGAGAAAGGAACUGAAAUUAUUCGAGUUAAAGUCAAUCCUAAAUAUUUUCGUCCAACAGAAGUUGAUAUUCUGCUUGGUGAUGCAUCAAAAGCAAAAAGAGUCCUUGGGUGGUCACCGAAAGUUAAUUUCGAUGAGCUUGUUAAAGAUAUGAUGGCAGCUGACAUUGAACUGAUGAAGAAAAAUCCUAUGGCAUAAAAAUUUAAUCAAUUAAAAAACUUUUAAAGUUUCCAGUGACAUUUAAUAAUAGAAAAGUCAACAACCAAAGAUUUCAGCUCAUGAACGAGAAAUUUUCCGUCAAAGUAUUUUCUAUCACGUGUGGAUUGCUACAAGUUUCUAAAAUUUUACUUUAAAACGUCGAACAAAAAAAUGAAAAUAUCGAACAAAUUUUUGUAUAAUUUAAUUUGUGACAUUCCAAUUAAAGAAAUAAAAAAACUAUUUUAAUAACAUUUAAGA
Clunio marinus is the source of this 1443-nucleotide messenger RNA. NCBI's taxonomy places the organism in Eukaryota, Metazoa, Arthropoda, Insecta, Diptera, Chironomidae. The record is from the annotation of a GenBank genome assembly.